AGCGGGGCGGUGGCGGUGCGUCAUUUGUGGCUCAUUGCGCAUGCGUGAGGGCCGGAGCUUCUGUGGUGUCUCCGUGCGCGCGGCUGCCGAGCGGUUACGGGCCUGCGGCGGCGGCGCUGUUGCUGUUCAGGAUGGAGGAGGAUGGCGACUUCGUACUGGCGCUGCAGCUCCAGGAGCUGUGGGAGGCGGAGGACAAGGAGGCGGUGGCGGCCGCCGCUGGCGCUGUUGUUGCGUGCCCUGAGGCCUCGCUGGACUCCUCGGUGCUUCGGCCGCUGUCGGUGGUGGACGAGGCCUGGGAGCUGUUGGACCCCAGCCCCGACGUGCACGGCCUCUUCGUGCAGUUCAAUGAGGCGCUCUUCUGGGGACGCCUGACGGCUGUGGAGGUGUCGUGGAGCCCGCGUAUGACCCUCUGUGCAGGAGUGUGUAGCUAUGAAGGAAAAGGUGGGAUGUGUUCCAUUCGCCUAAGUGAGCCACUCCUGAAGUUGAGACCAAGGAAGGAUCUUGUUGAGACACUGUUACAUGAAAUGAUCCAUGCCCUGCUGUUUGUUACUAAUAAUGACAAAGAUCGUGAAUCUCAUGGGCCGGAGUUCCGCAAACAUAUGCGUCGCAUUAAUCGCUUGACAGGAGCCAACGUCACAAUUUAUCAUAAUUUUCAUGAUGAGGUGGAUUUGUAUCGCCAGCAUUGGUGGCGAUGCAAUGGCCCCUGUCAAAACAGAAAACCUUAUUUUGGAUAUGUGAAACGUUCAAUGAAUAGACCACCCUCUGCACGAGACUUUUGGUGGGUUGAGCAUCAAGAGACAUGUGGAGGUACGUUCACGAAAGUGAAGGAACCAGAAAACUUUUCCAAGAAAGCCAAAGAGAAAACCCAGCCAGCAAAACUUUCAAAUUCCAAAUCAAGUAACAAAGGCAGGAUACACAUGGGUGAUGCACAAAAUGUGAUCCCUUUCAGUGGAAAGGGGUAUCUGCUUGGAGGAGGAGACAGUGGAUUCUCAGAGAAAAGCAUAAGUUCCAGCAGCAGUGUUAAAAACAGUGAAACAUCCAGUUCACAGCAUCGUUCAGUAGGAAGCACAAUACCAAUCCCUAAAAAUGAGAUAAAAUUUGAAAAAUCACCCCGUAAUGGCAUCUUCUUUCCACUUUAUACUGAUGAUGCCAGAGAGAAAACUAACUUUGCUUCCAAGUGUGAGUUUCCUAAGCUCUCUGUUGCCAGCACAAAAGCUUACAAGAAUGUUAAUGGAUCACCUGUUAAAAUUGCUCGUGUUACAGAAGAAAAAUCAAACCAAGGCCCUACAAAAGGGAAGAGGGUUUUGCCAUACCAUAACAGGACACCUAAACAAACUUGUUUUGAGCAAACUACAACAGCUCAGGGUGGGUCCAAUAAAAAAAGAAGCUUGGAAUGUACUAGUAUGCUGCAGCAGUGGCCAAAAAUGGAAGACAAAACUGCCUUUGAAAACUACUUUAUAAAAAGAGAGAGCACUGAUGGCACUUUAAGAGUAAAUACAACUGUGAAAACCGAAGCUGAAUCUAUAGCAUCCUCUGCAAGUUCCAGCCCUGCUGUAAGGCAGGAUAAAAAAGUCAGUUGUCCUGUGUGCCAGACAGAGGUUUUGGAGUCUAAAAUAAAUGAACACCUGGACUCUUGUCUUGCAUAGAUAAUUCUGGAAAGCAGUCUCAAAAAAAUAACCCAGGGCUGAAACUGUUGUUUGAACUACUUCGUUCAGGGUUUGUUCAGUUGCACUGCUUUUCCCAUGUGUCUGUCCCAAACUGGAAUUUAAAUUACUGUCGAUAUUAAGAACAAUAAUGGCAAUUUAAAUUUUGUGAAGUUGGGCAUUAAAACUGAGUAGGAAUCUAGUUGCUCCUUGUGUUCCGAAGAGCCUAGUGCUCAUGUUUCACUAGGUGGAUGUUUGCGCUAACGUUUUCCUGCAGAACCCAGGUAUUGCAAGAGAAGGUGAAUACUUGCUAAACUGCAUAUUCACAAGGCAGUUUUAAAUUAAGACAUUUUUAAUCGUGCUAAUUUAUCUUUGUUCUUUCUUAAAAACCCUGACUGUUUUUUAAUGUAUUUUUGCCAUUCUUAAAUGUAACCACCUAUAAUGGAAGAUUUUUUUUUUCUAUUUACUUCAAUGUAAUUAAAUAGUGGGUAUUUUUAGAAUAGCAAAUAUUUUUACAUAAGCCCCAACUACACUCUCAGGUGGUCAUCUUCACCCAUGACCUUUUCGAAAAGAUAGAUGUGAGGAAAACAUAUAUUAGAGAUUCUCUCUGAAAGAUGGGAAAGGCAUAGACAUCAAAAAAUAGCAAAAUGUCCAUUUAAGUUUAAUAGAUGGAUAGGAGCAUGAAAAGAAAAUCCAGAAAGGAAAUGAAAAUUCUGAAAAAUCAAGCACAAGAUACUUGGGUGGACAAGGAGAAGGCUCUAUGCUUACAGGCUCAAUUUAAAAAGGAAAAAAAAGUAAAUCAUUUUGAGCUCGUUUUCAAAAGGAUUUAAAAGUUUGGAGUGGUCAAAUGGAAACUAAUGAAUUUCAGUCUUCUCUAUGUCCUUUGGUCAAUUAAUCAGCAUCUAGCUAGGUUCUCUGUCCUCUUUUUCUGAUAUUUUGUACAAAUUCUGCCUGCGUUGAAAGUUCAGUAGUUUUCAGGAUAAAAGUAUUACAUACAUGAGUAACUGAUCUCCAUGGGCAGACACUGGUAAGUAAAAGUUCUGAAGAAUAUUGGUAGCAAAACUGGGAAUGACUGUUCUGGCUCUGUCAUAAAAAUCUUCAUUAUUUUUCAGUUUCCAGUUUAAAUUUUCAGUGUUUUACAACCUGAAAUGGCAUUAGAUUGACCUCAGCUGACAAUUUUUGUUUUGCUGCUUCCAUACACCAGCCAAAUCAGUGUUAAAUACUAAAAUUGUUGUGCUGUAAAAUAUUACAAAUGCUGAGCAGCCAUGUAUUCUAUAUAAACUUAUGAAAUAUUUAGUUUUCUUGCUGCACUGAAAGUAUUUAACUGGCUAAGCAGAAAACUUGAUUGUUUCUUUACUUGUAAAAUUGGUUAUAAAUACUUUUGAUAAAAGGAAUAUCAUAUAAAACAGUAUAAUCUUUUUGUUGUUGUUGCAAUGUUAAAUGGCUAUAUUAGCCAUGAGUGCACAUAUUUUUGCCUUUGUAUAAAGAGUUAUCUGCAGUGCACUUUUGAGAUUGGAAAUAAACUGGGUGCAAUGGAAUUUGACAAAUGAUACUUAACUUUGUACUUCAGAUCUUAAAAAACCUAAGAAUGCCUUAGAUGUUACUUUUUUAAAUAUGAUGUAUUUUUCUAAAUACUGACACUAAAGAUGUUUAAUGUGAAUUGGAAUGUUAUUGCAUAUUCUAAAUAAAUUGAUGAUGAAUUUUAAA
Messenger RNA from Dromaius novaehollandiae (emu), 3350 nucleotides. It is a transcript of the gene SPRTN, whose product is annotated as SprT-like N-terminal domain. Gene Ontology annotation, molecular function: metalloendopeptidase activity; polyubiquitin modification-dependent protein binding; single-stranded DNA binding. The coding region runs from base 132 to 1646 and encodes 504 amino acids. The transcript is spliced from 5 exons. Gene Ontology annotation, cellular component: nucleus. Gene Ontology annotation, biological process: DNA repair. Lineage: Eukaryota; Metazoa; Chordata; Aves; Casuariiformes; Dromaiidae. The record is from RefSeq and is a predicted model, not a curated record.